Coffea eugenioides is the source of this 955-nucleotide messenger RNA. RefSeq names its product trihelix transcription factor ASIL2-like. The transcript has 2 exons. The record is from RefSeq and is a predicted model, not a curated record. Gene Ontology annotation, molecular function: transcription cis-regulatory region binding. NCBI's taxonomy places the organism in Eukaryota, Viridiplantae, Streptophyta, Magnoliopsida, Gentianales, Rubiaceae. The coding region runs from base 45 to 497 and encodes 150 amino acids. Gene Ontology annotation, cellular component: nucleus.
GCGAGGUUAUCAAGAUUGAGCUCUUCGGUCCAAGAAGCGUGGCGAUGGGAGAGGAGGCGGUUUUCCGAAGGAACUUCUCGGCGAUGGCAGCAGCUGCUACGGCGGUGGCGGAGGAGGAUGAGGAUGAGGAAGAGUCUGAUACGUCAAGUGCUGCCGCGGUUGGACUGGGGUCGGGUGGGAUGAGGAGGAAAAAGAGGAGGAGGGCCGCGGGGAAGGUGGCGGCAAAAGGGUAUAGGAAGUUGGCGGAGACGAUAGGGGGAUUUGCAGACAUAUAUGAGAGAGUAGAGGAGGCGAAACAGAGGCAAAUGGUUGAGUUGGAGAAGCAGAGAAUGCAGUUUGCCAAGGAUUUGGAGAUUCAAAGGAUGAAGCUUUUUAUGGAAUCCCUGGUCCAGCUCAAAAAGCUUAAGCGAUCUAAGCGCAAUUCACCAUCUGGUGUUGUAAGCGGGCUUGCUCUCUCUCCUCUCGUUCCUCAGUUGCCUUCUCUCCCUGGCCGUUAGUUGCUUUUCAAUCACGGACUCUACAGUCGCCGAGAUCGUGAAAGAAAUAAUGGGACUUCGGAGCUUAUUGAAGGCUUUGGAGUAAUGGGUGGACAGGGAAAGAAAGAGAGGGCAAGGACUCCAUGUAAGAAGCCUUCGCCGCAGCUCUAUCAUCCCUAUUAGUAUCUCGUUAUUCAAUCUGAUUUUGAUCUGGUUUUGUUUUCUUGGCACAGAUGGCUUGUGUUUCUGCUAUUUUGGUGUAUGUUUGGUUUUGGGUCAACUAGCAAUUUGGUAGAUGAAGGGUAAAAUAGGCAUAUCAGGUGAAAGUCUGUGAUAGAAAUCUAUUUUUCGCAAGAAACACGCACCUUUCCGGUGCGUUUAAUACAAACGCCGUACAUUUGACGAUUUUCGUCGACUUUUCAGAAUAAUUCAAACCAUGGGGUACCGACAUGUAUGAUAUGAAAUCACAUGGGGCUUUU